AUGUAUGUUUAUAUUACAGAUGUGUCGGUGUCAGUUCGUGUGCAGAGACCUCUCAUGUGCCGCCUGAUGCAUCCGUUAUUCUGCAGAUGCUUCCACCGAGGGGGUGGAGAACUGCUCGAUCUCGUUAGACAAGCACGACUCUAUCAGGCUGCUGAAAUGGCUCUGAUUGAGAGUGGCAGAUACGACACUCGUCCGGACUUCACGGUGGUGGUGCAGCCGUUCAUGCGCCUCUUCAACGCCCCGCUCCCACCUACAGAGCCCUUGCCGCUCGUCAUACACCAGUCGUACAUCACGCACGACUGUUUCCAUUUUUCACAGAAGGGACAUGCUCUUGCUGCGAACCUCCUCUGGAACAACCUGCUAGAACCAGUGGGGAAUAAAUCAGACAACGUUCCGCCUGUACUGAUGAACUCAUUCCGCUGUCCAUCGAAACAGGCCCCGUAUAUUUUCACUAACAAGAACUCGCAAAUCUUUUACAAAACUGGACGACAGGAAACGUGA
This is a messenger RNA of Leptosia nina, 501 nucleotides long. NCBI's taxonomy places the organism in Eukaryota, Metazoa, Arthropoda, Insecta, Lepidoptera, Pieridae. The record is from the annotation of a GenBank genome assembly.